CAGCAUGAUAAUCCAUCCAGACUGGAUUCUCUACAGAGGAGAAAACACGGGAAGGAAGCGCUGCCGGCCAAAAAAAUUAAUACAUAAAAAAGUUUUCGCCCGAGUGAAUCGUCGAGACAGACGUUUCGAGACGUGGUCGGAGGAAGACGGAGGUCUGCGGGCUCUGUCCCCCUCCUCAUAACGAACUAUGGACGCUUUAAAAUCGGCUGGCCGGGCGAUAAUUCGGAGUCCCAGUCUGGCCAAGCAGAGCUGGACCUCUGGAAAACACAAAAAGCUUCCAGAAAACUGGACAGAUACGAGGGAGACCCUGCUGGAGGGGAUGGUGUUCCAGCUGAAAUAUCUGGGCGUGACGCUGGUGGAGCAGCCCAAAGGAGAGGAGCUGUCAGCCGCGGCUGUCAAGAGGAUUGUUGCUACGGCCAAAGCAAGUGGGAAGAAGCUACAGAAAGUAACAUUAAAGGUCUCUCCAAGAGGGAUCAUACUUUAUGACAGUGCCUCAAAUCAGCUGAUAGAAAACAUCUCUAUUUACAGGAUCUCGUACUGUACCGCUGAUAAGAUGCAUGAUAAAGUGUUUGCCUACAUUGCUCAAAGCCAACGGAAUGAAACGCUGGAGUGCCAUGCCUUCCUCUGCACCAAAAAGAAAGUGGCACAGGCAGUGACUUUAACGGUAGCGCAGGCCUUCAGGGUGGCGUUUGAGUUCUGGCAGGCUGCCAAAGAAGAGAAAGAGAAGCGAGUGAAGUCGGGUUCAGAUGGAGGAGUAGCCAGCAACUCUCACGCAGAGAAUUCAGACAGUCUGAAAGAAGGAGAGGUGGCUACAGGAAAUCUGCUGAACUUGGAGGAAGGAGCUAUCAUGGCGAUGGUACACUCAGGAUGUGAAGACACCCACACACACACAGCACAGAGCAUCAGCACAGAAAACAACAACACUGUAUGGGAGCUUGACGAUGGGCUGGAUGAAGCUUUCUCAAGCCGCAGUUUGGAUAGUUUUGAGUCAUACUCAGACUCGCUGAGUGUCGCGCUAACCCCCAGGUCCUGGACAUUGGGCUAAACCCUCAGGACUACAACGCUGAAGAGUGCCUGUCGCCUGGCAACUGGGACAAAGCGGAUGCAGAGGCUGCUGACGCUGAAGACGCUUUUGGCUUCUGAGAACGAGAUGGGUUAGUUAACGAACCUGAAUGGACAGGCGAAUACAAGUAAAGGGAAGGAGGACGGUCCUCUUGUUGGUGCUUGGAGAUGCAACUGGGUAAAGAAGCUGAGGAGAUGCUGCACAGCCAGUCUUAACACAAAAACUGCACCCAGACCAAAGCAAUACAGAAUAAAUGACGUCUCCAC
Messenger RNA from Pygocentrus nattereri (red-bellied piranha), 1329 nucleotides. RefSeq names its product low density lipoprotein receptor adaptor protein 1b (gene ldlrap1b). Bases 188 to 1045 code for a protein of 285 amino acids. The record is from RefSeq and is a predicted model, not a curated record. The transcript has 10 exons. Lineage: Eukaryota; Metazoa; Chordata; Actinopteri; Characiformes; Serrasalmidae. Gene Ontology annotation, cellular component: early endosome.